UCUCUACAACCGUCUCAAAUACCAUCUUCUCAAACCCAUGGUUCGACCUUAGAACUCAACAAGCCCUCAUCCAUUCUUUCCCACAGUCUUCAAUCCCUGUCGUAUUGCUUUGUUUCAACAUUGUAGCUCUUUUAAACAGGGAAUGGUGGAGCCAGAGAGAGAUAAGGUGAGGCCCCCAUGGCUCUACCCCCUCCUUCGCACCACCUUCUUCCUCCCUUGCAAGCACCACACCAACUCUAACAAGAAGGAAUGCAACAUGUACUGCUUGGACUGCACCAAUGGCGCCAUGUGCUCAUCUUGCCUCAUCUACCACGGUGGUCAUCGUUCCAUCCAAAUACGGCGAUCAUCCUACCACGAUGUGAUCAGAGUGGCAGAGAUCAACAAGUUCUUGGACUUGUCAGGGGUGCAGACAUACAUCAUCAAUGGUGCAAAGGUUGUGUUCUUGAACGAGCGGCCACGGCCAGGGAUCGGGAAAGGCGUGACCAACACUUGUCAUCACUGUAAAAGGAGUCUCCUCGAUGCUUUCACCUUCUGCUCUCUGGGGUGCAAGUUGGCAAGAACUUCUUCAAAUGCAACAAAUUUUAAUGAGAGGCAAAUGUCAACUGAAUCAAACAUUGGGGAUGAUUCAAACAAGCAAGCAGAAUGUUCAUAUAAUGACAACUUCCCACUUGAUUGCAUGUCACCACCAACACCACCUUCCACCAUGGUGACAAACAGGAUGGCAAAGAGGAGGAAGGGAAUUCCUCAUCGAGCUCCAAUGGGAGUUUGCUGAGAUGUUAUUCAAGCCAGAUCCAUCCUUUUGUAUGAAAAAUAAACUACUACUUGUUUUUGGCAGUGUUCUAUUGAGAUUUGUUGAGAGGCAACAGAGUCUCCUUGUCAUGGUAGUAUGAAGGUCCCUAUCAAAUGUACAAGAUGGUGCUGUAUCAAGAAUUU
Elaeis guineensis (African oil palm) is the source of this 933-nucleotide messenger RNA. RefSeq names its product protein RGF1 INDUCIBLE TRANSCRIPTION FACTOR 1. Lineage: Eukaryota; Viridiplantae; Streptophyta; Magnoliopsida; Arecales; Arecaceae. The record is from RefSeq and is a predicted model, not a curated record.